AUGGCCUUGAAUAGCUAUGUGCACAGUCUCGAAGAGAGAGUCGCGUAUCUGGAAUUGCAGCUACGACAACACGGAAUCAAUGAAAGGGAGAUCGAGACAGCUGAGAAGGCCACGCCUCCCAGUGUGGUGUCCACACAACAACCUCCUCGACCACCGUCCCAUUCACUUCAGGAAGCGAUGUUGACGCACAAUGCAUCUGCGCUGGACGCUCAGACUACCGCAGACAAGGUCAUAGACCUAUCAGCACGCCGUCCUCAGGAUGAGUCCACUUUCUCCAGGAUUCUUCUGGCCGAACUCAUGAACCUAAAACAGAAGCCAAGUGUGAGAGCUCAAGACCCUUUUGCGACAGCGGAGCAUGUUAUGAUAAGCGGAUUGGAUACUUCACCUGUUUCACUUCCAACCAAAGAAGCUGCUCAGACCCUCAUCAAAUCAUACUUCCAAUUCGCGAACCUCAGCCUUCCACUUCUCCAUGAGCCAACCUUCGUGCAGAAAUUGGACCUUCUCUACAAUAUGUCGAACGUUGUGGAUUUGAAUAACGUUCAUACAACCACAGAAGCCAGGAUUGCCGUCUUUUUCGUCUUCGAGGUUUUCGCUGUUGCUCUCUUGACAAUUCAAAAGCAGGAUCCUUCAAGAAUACCAGCAUCGCUGGCAGAUCGGUACCAUAGAGCUGCUGUGAGAGCACUCAACGAGGCAGGGCUGCCCAGUGACGUCGAGGGGGUGCAAGCACUCCUUCUUGUCGGGCAGUAUUGCUACCAUCAUCCAACCGUUUGGGCUGUCUGGAAAACUGUUGGUGCGGCUUUGCGUCUCGCAGUGGAGUUAGGACUUCACAGGGAACCGACACUAGAUAAAGUGGAUCCUCUAACGCUGGACACGAUGAGAAGGUCAUUUUGGGUAGCUUAUGCCAUGGAUAGGAAUAUCUCUAUCGCGCUUACCAUGCCUUCCUGCCUGUCUGAUGGUGCUAUCACUGCCCAGUUUCCAAGUCAAGCUGAGGAUGACAAUAUCACGUCAAACGGAAUAGUCGAAGGUGCAGACUCCCCCUUCAAAGCAAAAUGUAUCAGCCACCAUGUUUUCCGAUACCGCCAGAUCCAGUCAGAAAUGCAAACUGUUCUUAACGAGAAGCCUUUUCCUAUUCGUGCCCCGGGAGAUUUGAGCCAGUGGCAGAGUGCGAUGCAUCGUCGAAUCCAAACCUGGUACGAGGAUACUCCUCGCAAUGACGAUGUUGGAACUCGUGAGCGAAGAAUCCUCGAGAAUUUCGAACUCACAUUCCAUCGCGCGCUGUUCUAUCUGUACCAACCCUCACUAAAUAUUCCAGAGCCACCCGAGAUGUCUCUACUGCUCAUGGCAGAAGCUGCCAUUAAGAUGAUUGAGCUAUAUCGCCAAUUCUUUCGCGACCACAGGCUUACCAUUUACUGGCAAGCAGUCGAAAACCUGUCUUCAGCAGGAACUGCUCUGAUGUUUAGCUAUGUCUCGUCUCCUCGAGUUCAAGAACGUCUCACUCUGCGCUCUCUUGAAUCGUUGAUCAAUAUCUGCUCCUCUGUCCUCUGGGGGAUGGUUGAACAUUUUCCAGACUUCAAAGGAAAACGCGACGCCUUUGAUCUUACUGCGUCUAAAGUGUUGGCUGAUCUCAGCCCAAGCAAUCACUCCAUGGGUACAGCCCCGGCACAAGUGCACAACAAUGAAGGAUACAUCGAUUUUGCUCCGAGUAUAAGUUACAGCUCAGUUCCAACGUUCGUGGUUGAAGGAGCAAACGAUUCUCGGAUGACGGCGAGCUCAGGCAUCAGAGGUCCCAUGAUCCAACAUGGUGGGAUUGAACCUACACCCCAUGGCUCUGCUUCUGAAGUGGAAUUUUCACUUCCUGACUUUAACGAGAUCGCUUUUGAUUGGGAAACUUUUCAGACCACGAAUGAAUUUCUCGUUCCUGCAUGGACAUGA
This is a messenger RNA of Exophiala bonariae, 1932 nucleotides long. RefSeq lists its product as uncharacterized. The transcript is spliced from 2 exons. Gene Ontology annotation, biological process: DNA-templated transcription; positive regulation of transcription by RNA polymerase II. Gene Ontology annotation, molecular function: zinc ion binding; sequence-specific DNA binding; DNA-binding transcription factor activity, RNA polymerase II-specific. The record is from RefSeq and is a predicted model, not a curated record. Bases 1 to 1932 code for a protein of 643 amino acids. NCBI's taxonomy places the organism in Eukaryota, Fungi, Ascomycota, Eurotiomycetes, Chaetothyriales, Herpotrichiellaceae.